Molecule: messenger RNA, 1819 nt
Organism: Corticium candelabrum
Lineage: Eukaryota; Metazoa; Porifera; Homoscleromorpha; Homosclerophorida; Plakinidae
Exons: 9
Coding region: 193-1617 (474 amino acids)
Source: RefSeq, a predicted model, not a curated record
UUUGCUAUCAUACUUUUUGUUCUCUUCAGAGCAUUUCGUAUCUUUUUGGAAAAUUCUUCAAACACGUUUAGAUUUUCAGUUGGGAUUUCCCGCGUUAGAAGCCGACGUGAGUCAGGCAGUCGUAUUUCAGUCACAAGCAUGCGGCAUUUGUUUGAAAGAAAGUCUCAUACCAUCCCAGAUGUCUAGUUGGACAUGUUGCCUAACAGAGUGCAACCUUCAGAGCUAUUUGGCUCAAUGAGUCACAACUCUGAUUGGUCUCGUGACUCGCAGUUUAGCGAGCCAUCUAGCUCUCAGUCUCUUUUUUCUCAAACGAAUUCACGUUCCGAUUAUUCUCAGUCGUUGAGUCAACAGCCCGUUGGAGGAGAACAGACGCGUACAGAAGAUGACAACCUUCAGCUGAAUUCUUGCUACUUGAACUACAUGUCUAAACCUCCUCUGUUCAAGAAAUCAUCUCACAAAAGCAAAGUUACAAGUGAACCUCCUCUCAGUGAAAUAUUGAAACUUAAGUGUCAAACUCAAGAGAAAGACAACAAAGCUGUGUUUGAGUCAUUGUCUAGCUUGGUUAAGCAAUGCACAUCAGAGAUUCAAGAAAGUCUGGAGUCAAUUCGUGGUUUGGUGAGGUCAAAGUUUGAUGCCAUAGAGUCUCAGUCAUUAAGAGCAACGUCUGAAAUGAAGGAUAUGAUAACUGCUCAACGUAAUGGAAUAGUGGAAGAAUCGGCGUACAGACGGGAACAAGAGUUGAAAAUUGAACACUUAGCAAAGGAACUGGCAUUGAAAGAUGAGAAAAUCACUGCUUUGUUUCGAGAUUUCCAGUCGAAUGAUGAGAGAAGAAAUGAGUUAGCUAGCCUUACAGACAACAUGAGGGAAUGUGAAAAGGAAAUCAGACUGCAAAGACAAUUGAUUGGCAAGGAGAUGCAAGAGGCGAUUAUGUCCAUUGUAUCACAAUUGAGAAGUGGCAGCAAUACUUGUAGACACACAGAGACUGUGAAUGAAACUGUACAUACAAAACAAAUAGAGAAACGACUGGAGUUACCAAAAGCAGAGAUAAGCGUCAGUGGCGCAAUGAACGAGAGUCCGUUGUUAAACAUAACUGGUUCAAUUGAUGACUGCUCUGCAUCUGAUCACACUGUGCCAAGUUGUGAGAGAACCCCCUUAGGGUCUGAUAAUGUUGGUUAUGAUGGGUUCUUUUCUCCCACUUCAUCAUCCUCCAGCUUGUCAAAGUUGUCCAACCAUAGAAGUGAAAGAAAAUCAAGUCGUCCUUUGAGGCACACUAAGGUGGUAUUUGUGAAAUCUCAUUCAUGCAAAGGCAAUCAACAGCAACAAAGACACAAAGUCAAACCACUAUCUUCAAGAGUUUUAGCACAGCUAGAUAAACUAGAUGAAGACACGGUUGAAAUAGGAUCUGCAUCUGACAGACCUGCAAGUGACAUGCGUGAUGACAACUCUGUUUCUGUUGUUUCUGCGUCAAGUUCUGCCACUUGUCUUAAAGACAGCAGAGUUGGAAAGGGAAGAACAAGGCAGAAGCGGCCGCUCAUUGUAGAGCCUGAAUCUGAUGAAACUGCUCGCCAUAUGUCAAAAUUAGGAGCCAUGCUGUCUCACAGAUCAAGACCAAACUAAUAGUUCCAUGAAGAGCUCAUUUUGAAAUGUAGCAAAAGGUGCAACAGUAUGAACCAUUGUAAAUUGUUUGACUGCAGGAACUGUAUGCUUAAUAACCCCAUAUUCUGUGGCUUCUUUACAUCAUACAAAUAGUAACAUGAAUAUCAAUAUGCUCAAGUAUGUAAGGGUCUGGUGAUCUUUGGCAUGCAGAUAUGAGCAUUUG